Molecule: messenger RNA, 204 nt
Organism: Racocetra persica
Lineage: Eukaryota; Fungi; Glomeromycota; Glomeromycetes; Diversisporales; Gigasporaceae
Source: the annotation of a GenBank genome assembly
GUAAAAUCUGAAAUUAAGGAAGAAAAGAAUGAAGCUUUAAAGACUCAGAAUGAAUCUAGAAUGAAAGAUUCCGAUGACGAUACUGAAAACGAGUCUGAAGAUGAGGAUAGACAAGACAAAGUAUCAAAAAAGAAGCUAAAAAAAAUGAAUAGAUUAAGUGUCGCUCAGUUAAAACAAUUGGUUAAGAGACCAGAAGUUGUUGAG